AUGAUUCUGUCCUCCUGUCUUCGACCUUCCUCGACGUCACUGGUCAAUGCUGAACCGGUUUCAGACGGGACAAGAUUCAGAGACAGACUGAAUCUGAACAAUCAGACCGGAUCUCUGAGCAUCAGGAACAUCACAAUCACAGACUCUGGAGAAUAUAAACUAGUGAUCAUCAACGGCAGUGAUACUGAAAAGAUCUUCAAUGUUACUGUUGUUGCUGAACGAGGUGAAAUAAGUGUGAAGGAGGGAGAAAAUGUUACGUUGGGUCCCGGUAUUAUAAAAAAACCAAUUGAUCCGAUGAGGUGGUAUUACAAUGACACUCUCAUCGUUGAAAUCACUGAAGACCAGUGUAAGAUCUGGACCAAUGAACAGGGUCAUAGUAGUAAUGAGAGAUUCAGAGACCGACUGGAGGUGAAUCAGACCGGAUCUCUGACCAUCAGGAACACCACAAACACAGACUCUGGAGUUUAUCAUCUACAGAUCAACAGCAGCAGAUUCAGCGUCAUCAGGAGCUUCGGUCUCACGGUCACUGGGGCCGCGGUGCAAGCUCCCAUUCGAAAGGUUUCAGUUUCAGGUCUGGCUUCAGGGAUACGCGUGACUGUUUUCCGGGGCAUUAUCGACAGUUGUGAUUUGAUGAAGGCGCUUCGCAAAGGAUGGAAAAAGGUCACAAGAUUUGAGAGGAUCCCAAGUGGUUCAUGGAUCUGCAACACUAUGUCCAUACUUCAGCUUUAG
Molecule: messenger RNA, 729 nt
Organism: Carassius auratus (goldfish)
Lineage: Eukaryota; Metazoa; Chordata; Actinopteri; Cypriniformes; Cyprinidae
Exons: 5
Coding region: 1-729 (242 amino acids)
Source: RefSeq, a predicted model, not a curated record